AUGGCAGAACUUCCUCCGUUCCUGAAAAGCAAGUACACGUACCUGUUCGAACGUUUUUACGGUAAGCAGUUUUCCGACGAUAGCCUUCGUUCGUUUCCUCAUAACAACCAAUGCUUCGUCUCUUCAGACACCAACAAAAACUCGGUCGUCACCCACUCCGACUUCCUGGACUUGGCAGAGGUGAGUGAACGUCUACGCUUCAGACACUUAUUGUUCAUUCUGAGACAACGGCCUUUAGCGCUGCUCAUUUCAGCUCCAUGUUUCUGCAAUUAUUUUUUUUCGAUCGCAUUUUUUUGCUGCCUGAUUUGAUC
Messenger RNA from Soboliphyme baturini, 311 nucleotides. Lineage: Eukaryota; Metazoa; Nematoda; Enoplea; Dioctophymatida; Soboliphymatidae. The record is from the annotation of a GenBank genome assembly.